Molecule: messenger RNA, 1506 nt
Organism: Aplosporella prunicola CBS 121167
Lineage: Eukaryota; Fungi; Ascomycota; Dothideomycetes; Botryosphaeriales; Aplosporellaceae
Exons: 3
Coding region: 1-1506 (501 amino acids)
Molecular function (GO): oxidoreductase activity
Source: RefSeq, a predicted model, not a curated record
AUGGCGACAGCUUCAAAGAUUUACCUGGACACGACGGAGCAUCCCGUGUUCAGCACGCAGCUCCGCAAAGACUCCGCCGAGACGACCAGUCAGCUGCUCCAGGAAAACCACGAAGAGCACCACAUCUUCUUCAACCAGUCCGGCUUCCAUAACCACAUAGUCCACCACCUCCUGACCCUCUACUCCCUGUCCGCCCCUCCAUCCACCCUCCAAAGCCACUAUAAAAACAACGCCUCAUACCAGCGCCCCCCGGUCUCUUCUUCUGCAACUACCGUGCACGGCCUCCACGACACCGAGACAUUUGCCCAGUUCCUCGGUGAUGAGGCCCACUACCACGACUACCUCCUCUUCUUCCAGUCCGAAAUCGAAGCCAAAGGAUGGAAAGCCGUCGUGAACGAGUACCUCUUCGCAGGCGACGCGCGCGCAGACGACCUGCUCGUGCGCCUAUUCGCAGGCUUCCUGCACCCGCUCAUCCAUCUAGGAUUUGGAGUCGAGUUUGCGCAGCCGGCAGUGAUAGCGGAGGCGCUAGCGCAGACUGCAGUGCACGAUUGCUGGAUUGGGGAUUUUCUGCUCGAGAGCGAGCGCUUGGCAAGGGAAAAGCGGGAUGAUGGGCGAGAGGAGACGUUGGUAGGCCUGCUGGAUGACAUCAGGAAGGACAAGAAGCUUUCUUCCUCGGCGCACUGGGGCGACAGCAACAAGAUCCGCGACGGAAUCCUCAAGCGCGCGCCCGAGGAGAUGUGCAAGCUCGCGAGCAGAUACAACGUCUCCCCGACCGCUACACCCGACGAGCUCGAGCAGAAGACCGCCGAAAUGAUCAACGCCUGCGCCUACUUCACCUUAACAGCGCAGAACCCCCAAGCCAACAAACCGCCCAAAUUCGACUUCUUCUACAUGCACAGCCUCAACAGCAGCAUCUUCUUCCCGCCCCUGCUCGCACAAACGCAAUCCUGGCUCCCGCCCUCCGCCUACGCCCGCCUCCUCGCCUGGAAAGCCCGCACAGACCUCGCGCUGUACGUCUCGCGCGGCGCGCCGCCGCUGUACCCUGCCGUGCUCGCCGCCCCGCCCGCCACGCCCCGCAGCGACGGAAGCGACAGCAGCGUUGGCAGUGCCAAGCACGACGACGAGCACGCGCGAUGGACGCAAGCGCUGCAGUGCGCGACGCAAAUCCAUGAUGAUGGGCACGCGUCGAAGCUGCUGCGCGCGCUGGCUGCGGGAAGAGAGGUGUGUCGCCCCUUUGAGCACAGUGAUGAGUUCCCAGUCAAAGGCGACAUGUGGGUCCGGGGCGCGGGGCUCGUGCUCGAGAGCGUGGAGGACGUGGUUGAGGGCCGUGGGGCCGAGGGCGAGCCGUCUUGGGUUAGGGGCUGUGGCUUCCCCGAGGCGUGGGAGAAGGUGCCGGAGGCGGAGGAGAGGUUUUGGGAGGGGGUUGGUGUGAACUUAGGUGUGGAGAGGGGUGGUGAUGGGAGAGAGGGGAGAGAGGGGAGGGAGGGCAGGGAGGGCAGGCUGUGA